AAUCUCAGUGUUUUAGUGAUACAAUCGUCCUGUAAUCCCACAUUCCGUUCUUUCGCAAGCCUGGACUUCAGAUCUGACUGAUGACUUCUGGUAGAAUUGGACGAAACUUAAACCCAUUUCUAAGAUCUUGUAUCCCUCUCUAUGGAGGCGACGCUACAUGCCCUUUCCCACCACGAUAUACGUUUUAUCUCAACAGUCACUCCUAGGUCGACUUAACAGAUGUGAAGUCUUAUUUGAGUGGUUUCAUUUUUAUCUUAAAUGUUUUGAGGUUGCAUGCGCUCAGCCGGCGAUUUGACGGGUUGUCGUUAGCAAUCGUUAUAUUAUCAUCAGCACUUCACAAGUCAAAGCUGGCAAGUAAAAACACAACAUCAUCUAAAGCUAGAGUCAUCAUGUUAGACCUAGAUGGAUCGGACUCAGGUCCGGAGAUCCUUACUCCAGAAUCAGAGACAGGGUCUCAAUCUCAACCACUCACCCUUAUCAACAAAACGCUCGAGCAUACCUUCAUAAUACCGACAUUUCUAUACGCUAACGCGAUUCGACUACGAGACAGGUUUUUGAAAGCCAUUACCAAUUCAGAAGGGCUAGGAAAUGGAAUAAGGAGUCCAUCAUCCGUUAUCGAACUUGUCGCGGAGUUUCUAGGUUUCAUUACCAAAGAAUUUGAGAGGAGCAUAGACCCUAGUUUCGAUAGGGAGGUCCUUAAUUUCGUCCUUCAAUCAUUCGAACGGGAGGUGCUGCACAACGAGGAAGUCCAUGCAUUCGUAGCGCCACUCCCGGAAGACGUUGACAAACUUAUGGUAAUACGAUCAUAUUACCUUGCUGUCGGCGCAGUGAGGCGAACCGGGGGUGUACCGGACUCGGCGCUUAUGCGCGCAGCUUUAAAAGGCACUGCUCGCAUAUAUGCUGUGUUCGGUGGUCAAGGCAACACAAAAACGUACCUUGACGAAUUGAGGGAUGUUUAUGACACCUACCCAUCUCUCACCAGACGAUUUCUCGUUCCUGCGGCUCGAUAUCUCGAACGUCUCUCGCGUGAUGCUAGAGCGUCACAGGCUUUCGCUCAUGGCCUAGACAUCAUGCGCUGGCUCGAACAGCCUGAUUCGCAGCCUGAUCUUGACUAUCUCGUUUCCGCGCCCGUGAGUUUCCCACUCAUCGGCUUGCUUCAGAUUCUUCAUUAUAUCGUCACGACCUCAUCUCUUGGGACGCACCCUGGUGGUAUGAGAAAUCGCCUGUCAGGCACAACAGGUCACUCUCAAGGGGUUAUCCUCGCAGCCAUAAUUUCGGCCUCGGCAGACUGGCAUAGCCUUGAGACACAAGGCAAAAAAGCUCUUACGAUUCUCUUUUGGAUUGGUGUUCGCAGCCAGGAGGCCUAUCCACUCCCAUCAAUUGCGCCAAGCGCUUUAACCGACUCGAUAGCACAUGGUGAGGGUGAGCCUACUGCAGCACUCUCUAUCAGGGGUAUUGGUCGGGAAGCGCUCGAAAAGCAUAUCACCAAUGUUAAUCGAGCGCUCCCGGAAGAUCGACAAAUCGUCAUAGCUUUGGUGAAUGGUGCCAAGAAUUUCGUGGUUGCCGGCCCCCCGAUGGCGUUAUACGGACUCAACGUACAGCUUCGCAAAGUGAAAGCAUCUGAGAAUGUGGAUGAGUCCCGCAUACCGUUCAGUCAAAGAAAGCUACAUAUCAACAAUAAGUUCCUUCCCAUAACCGCCCCCUUUCAUAGCCCCUAUUUGAGGUCAGCAAUCGAAGCUCUUCAGGAUGACCUCAAAGAAACGAAGAUAUCCCCUAGUGAACUUGACAUUCCUGUAUAUUCUACAUUUAGUGGAAAAGAUAUCAGGAAUGAACUACAUCAGAAAGAUGACAUCGUCCCCUCUCUAGUCAAGAUGAUCUGCGAAGAUCCUGUACACUGGGAUAGGGUCAUUGAGAUGUCUGAUGCAACACAUAUACUUGACUUUGGUCCCGGGCGUACCGCAGGUGUCGCUGGUCUUACGAGUCGCAUCAAAGACGGCACGGGAGCUCGCGUCAUCCUCGCAACUAACAUAACCAACCCGACGCAUCCCGAAAUCGGCUGUAAACACGAGAUCUUUGCGCGGAAAACCUCCGAUCUGGCGUACGGCGCAAAUUGGGCGAAGCAAUACGGACCAAAAUUGAUCAAGACAUCCAGCGACCAGAUAUUCGUAGAUACAAAGAUGAGCAGGCUGUUAGGUCUUCCGCCCAUUAUGGUUGCUGGAAUGACCCCUACCACGGUACAUUGGGACUUCGUCGUCGCAGGAAUGAAAGCCGGAUAUGAAGUCGAGUUGGCUUGCGGUGGCUACUACGAUGCAAGCAGCUUAACUGAUGCAAUUACGAAGAUCUCAAAGGAGAUACCACCCGGUCGUGGGAUUGUUCUGAAUGUCAUUUAUGCGAGCCCCAAAUCAAUUGCUUGGCAAAUCCCCUUGGUCCGUGAUCUAUGUGCCAAGGGAUUGCCUAUCAAGGGGUUAACAAUUGGCGCCGGCGUGCCCUCCCUCGACGUCGCGAAUGAAUACAUUCGUACCCUUGGUAUCAGACAGAUCGGGUUCAAACCCGGGUCUAUUCAAGUCAUCCAACAAGUCAUCAAGAUCGCCCAGGCCAAUCCCGGAUUCCCGAUAAUAAUGCAAUGGACCGGUGGUCGCGGCGGUGGACAUCACUCGUGUGAGGACUUUCACGAGCCUAUCUUAGAGAUGUAUAGUAAGAUACGUCGCUGCGCCAAUGUCGUGCUCGUAGCUGGAUCAGGCUUUGGUGGUGCAGAAGACACUUACCCCUAUUUGAGUGGGUCCUGGGCCACAAAGUUUGGCAGCCCGCCUAUGCCGUUCGAUGGAGUCCUUUUCGGGAGCCGAUGCAUGGUAGCUAAGGAGGCUCACACUUCACAAGGCGCAAAACAGGCGAUCGUCGAUGCUCAAGGCCUUAGUGACCAAGAGUGGGAGAAGACCUACCGGAAGCCUGGCGGUGGAGGUGGUGUUAUCACCGUUAAAUCCGAAAUGGGCGAGCCGAUACACAAGCUUGCUACUCGCGGCGUCAUACUCUGGGCGGAGAUGGACCAGAAGAUAUUCAGUCUCCCCAAGGAGAAACGGCUAUUGGAAUUGAAGAAGAAGACGACUCGCGAUUACAUUAUCCGAAAACUGAACGCCGACUUUCAGAAACCAUGGUUUGGCCGUACUACAUCCGGAACGCCCGUCGACCUCGAAGACAUGACCUACUCGGAGGUAGUUUCCAGGAUGAUUGAGUUCAUGUUCAUCAAACACCAGAAGAGAUGGAUCGACAAGUCUCUUGCUCGAUUGACUGGUGACUUCAUCCGUUACGUCGAACAGCGUCUCGCCACACAUACUCGUCCAAGUAGCAGCUCAUUGAUAGAAACAUACGACGAGCUAGACAAUCCGAUGCAUAUUAUCGACAAGCUCGUCGCGAUAUACCCCUUGGCAGCUACCCAAUUCAUGAACUCUCAAGACUGCUUGCACUUCUUGAGUCUCUGCAAACGUCCUGGUCAGAAACCUGUAACAUUCGUCCCAUGUCUCGAUGCAGACUUUGAAGUAUGGUUCAAGAAGGACUCAUUAUGGCAAUCCGAGGAUCUCGAUGCAGUUAUCGAUCAAGACGUUGGAAGAGUCUGUAUCCUCCACGGACCGGUCGCCGCAAAGUAUUCCACUACUACCGAGGAAUCCAUCAGGGAUAUCCUUAACCGGGUAUACGAAGGUCAUGUCACGAUGCUAAAGCAUGAUAUCUAUGGCGAUGAUUAUAGCACGGUACCCACAAUAGAGUAUUUUGGGGGUAAGACGGCGAACACUUUAGGUGCUCACGCAGUCCCAGAAGGAGUUGCCAUCUCUGAGACCAGCAAUGAGACAAGAUUAUUCAUCCCAGGAACGACGCUUCCAAACGCAGAUGAAUGGAUGCAACUACUCGCAGGCAAUCGCGCAACUUGGCGCCGCGCCUUGUUAACAACCGAUAUCGUUGUUCGGGGGCAUCACUUCGAGCCCAACCCGCUGCGUCGUCUUCUUUCGCCUUCUCGCGGGAUUAUCGUGGAGAUCGCAUAUCCAGAGGACCCAAGCAGGACUAUCAUUUCAAUCGAGGAAAACAUCGGUGGCAAGCAACUAGCAACGAUGAAGAUUGGACCUAUCUCUAAUACUAUCAUCCCCCUUUGUCUGAUCGAACACCGCACCGCCACGGGUAGAUCUGUUUCGCUUCCGCUAUUCUAUACCUAUCACCCAGAAGCCGGCUACGCACCUAUCCGCGAAUUAACAACCUUGCGCGAUGAGCGCAUCAAAGACUUCUACUACAAGCUUUGGUUCGGCAACGGUAGACCUAUCGUCCCCUUGGACGCAGCGAUAUCCCAUACCAUGCGCUGGGAUGGUGGCACUACCACGGUUUCCAGUGCCACAAUCCGCCAGUUCGCACGCGCAGUUGGUAACACCGCAGAAGCGUACAUCGAACGUCCUGGCCGAGAUCAUCUCGCACCAAUGGACUUCGCCAUCCUAGUCGGCUGGAAGGCUCUCAUGCAGCCCCUGUUUGAUGCCGUAGAUGGUGACCUUCUAAAGCUCGUUCACCUUUCGAACCGCUUCCGCAUGAUCCCUGGAGCAACUCCAUUUAUGAAAGGAGAUGUGCUGGGCGCCAAGUCCGAGAUCACUGCUAUCGUCAAUCAAGACUCGGGCCAGAUGGUUGAAGUCUGCGGCACGAUCACGCGCGACGGCGGAAAGCCUGUGAUGCAAGUCACCUCGCAGUUCUUCUAUCGUGGUAUCUUUGCGAAGUUCGAAAAAGCUUUUCAGAAGAAGGAUGAGACGCCUGUUAGGGUGCUUCUCAAGAGCCCUAAGGAUGUCGCCGUGCUGAAGGCUAAGAAUUGGUUCAAGCCUGAGGGAGCACAGGAUCUUCUACUGGGCCACAGUGUGGUCUUCAAGCUGCACACUUUAACGCGGUUUGGCGACAAGGCUACGUUUUCUUCUGUCAAAACUACUGGGUCCAUCGAGGUUGAGAUACCUACCACCAAAGAGUUAAUACAUAUCGGCGCCGUGGAAUAUAUGUCCGAUGGACCUACGCGUGGCAACCCCGUCCUCGAAUAUCUUUCUCGACAUGGUUCUAAGUUAGACCAGCCCGUGUAUCUCAAACACCCGAUCCCGAUACAGAACAAUCACACCAAAACUCCGUUGGAGAUUGAAGCGCCUGUCUCUAACGAGAAUUACGCUCGUAUAUCGGGGGACUUCAAUCCAGUUCACGUUUCGCGCGUCUUUUCCCAAUACGUCAAUUUGCCGGGCACCAUAACACAUGGCAUGUACACCAGCGGCGCCGUCAGGAGUCUCGUCGAGACAUGGGCAACGGAAAACCAUGCCCAUAGAAUGCGCGACUACAAUGUGAGAUUCACCGGUAUGGUAUUACCCGGCGAUCGCCUUGAGAUCCAGCUACACCACAUUGGUAUGAUGUCGGGCUGCAUGAUCAUCCAAAUAGAGGUCGUCAAGAGUGACGAGACUAGAGAGAAGGUCUUGGUUGGGGAAGCUAUCAUUGAGCAACCUACGUCCGCGUACAUUUUCACAGGCCAAGGUUCUCAGGAGAAGGGUAUGGGUAUGGAUUUGUACGAAAAGAGCGCGGUCGCGAGAGAUGUUUGGGAUCGCGCUGAUAGACAUUUCCUCAACACUUUCGGCUUCUCUAUUCUCGAGAUCGUCCGACAUGACCCCAAAGAGCUCACUGUCUACUUUGGUGGUGCCCGAGGCAAGGCAAUCCGAAAAAAUUACAUGGAAAUGACUUGCCAGAGCCUCGAACUGGCCUCAGACGGCAGUCCCAAGCUCGAAAAGGUCUUCAAGACCAUUACGGAAUACACUACAUCCUACACGUUCCGCUCUCCAGCUGGGCUACUCUCCGCCACGCAAUUUACACAACCAGCACUUACAUUGAUGCAAAUGGCAGUGUUCGAAGAUCUACGAGCCCAAGGAGUCAUCCAAAAAGACAGUGUUUUCGCCGGACAUUCACUCGGUGAAUAUAGCGCCCUCGCUUCUAUCGCUAAAGUAAUGCCCGUAGAGACGCUUGUGUCGGUCGUGUUCUACCGUGGCCUAUGCAUGCAAGUUGCCGUAGAGCGGGACGAUGCCGGACGGUCUAAUUAUUCCAUGUCCGCGGUCGAUCCAUCACGGAUUAGCCCUCGGUUCAGCGAAAAAGCACUAAAACGUAUCGUUAAGAUGAUUUCGGACGUCACCGGUUCGUUUUUGGAGAUCGUUAAUUAUAACGUUCGCAAUAUGCAAUACGUCUGCGCAGGAGACCUACGUGGACUCGAUGUGUUAGGCGGCGUCUUAGACCGCAUCAAGGCGCGCGAUGUAGACGUACGACACCUCGAAUCAGAGGAAACUCAUAAGUUGCUGGUUAGCGUGAUCGAGGAAGCGAGCCGUCAAUCCCGAGAUAAGCCCUCACCUCUUGAGCUAUCGCGCGGCAAGGCUACAGUGCCGCUCCGGGGUAUCGAUGUCCCGUUCCAUAGCUCGUAUCUACGUCCUGGGGUACAGUCCUUCCGCUCGUUCCUACUUAAGAACCUUAAGGAGCAGAGCAUCGACCCGGAGCAACUUGUCGGGAGAUACAUUCCUAACCUUACGGCCAGGCCGUUCGAGCUCACGAGGGAUUAUUUCGAGUACGUACACGAGAUGACACAGUCCCCUCGCAUCGGUAAGGUUCUAGAAGGCUGGAUCUAGUAGGUGGUGUCGCAGCAGAUUACAAAGAUGGUAUAUACUUCGGAGGCUGGCGUUAUGGUGUGCGUCUGCUCGGUUCUUAUAGAAUGUCUCUCGUACCUCUCGAAUCUCCGGGCUCCUAUCCUCG
Molecule: messenger RNA, 6780 nt
Organism: Annulohypoxylon maeteangense
Lineage: Eukaryota; Fungi; Ascomycota; Sordariomycetes; Xylariales; Hypoxylaceae
Product: fatty acid synthase beta subunit
Exons: 3
Coding region: 390-6656 (2088 amino acids)
Biological process (GO): long-chain fatty acid biosynthetic process
Cellular component (GO): fatty acid synthase complex
Molecular function (GO): [acyl-carrier-protein] S-malonyltransferase activity; [acyl-carrier-protein] S-acetyltransferase activity; enoyl-[acyl-carrier-protein] reductase (NADH) activity
Source: RefSeq, a predicted model, not a curated record